UACGAUAGUUAAAUAAUUGUAUUUUUGAUUUACCGUCUUAUUUGCAAACUAUUCUGUUUAUUUUAACGUUAAAUAUAACAAGUAAGUGAACUUCAACAUUGACAAAUGGACAGAAAUGCAUUUGGUAAAAAAACUAGUGGAUUGCAACGGCCUCGCGUUGAUCGUUUCGUGGCGCCGCGCGAGUCCUUCGAUGAGCUGCGCCGGCGGCAGCACGUCUUCGCCCGCAAGCAACAUUCUGAAAGCAUUUGGCAUGGCAAAUACGUGAAACAGAAACAGUACGCGAGCCACAUCGACAAAGCCUUCGGGCUAGAAGCACCAGCACCUUCACAGCCAGAGCAAACCUGGCCCUGCGUGCCGCGCACCCGCACAUUUCUAUCUUCAGCUGAUAACGUCCUGGAUCUACCAACUUACAGCUCCGCUGUAUUUCCAGAACUCCUCGACUGGAGCAACGACAACAUCCUGGUGGCAGCACUGGGCAACAAAUACUACAAGUGGAGCUGGCAUUCACAGAGCCCUAUAGGCAAAGGCUUCACCCUUUUUAGCACCGCAUGCUGCAGGUUUGACCCUACAGGGGAAAGGCUAGCACUAGGAACCGACAUGCAGCGCAUAGAAGUCCACAACGCGUGGAGCAAGUGGGUAGCCGGUAGUUGGUGCCGCUGCGCCACCAAGCCGCUGCAGCCCUUCUGUCUGGUCACCGCCGUGGACUGGAGCCCCACGGGGAACUCUAUCGUCACUGGCUGUUCUCGAGGAAUGAUCACCGCUUUCGACCGCGACGCCAGGCUCAUCAGCUACCGGCAAGCCACCAACUUCGCCAUCUUUCUAGUGCGGGUGUCCCCGGACGCGCGCUACGUGGCCGCGGCCGCCGUCAACAGCUCACAGGUGCUGGUGAUGUUGUGGCCGUCUCUGGUAGAAUCCAGGGCUAUCAGUUCCGACUGGAUGGUAAAGACUAUAGCCUGGCACCCAUGGCGCAGCGCUCUCCUCGGCAUCGGCGGAGUCACGGAGACCAAAUCCUGGAUAGCCCUCUGGGAUGCCCCGCGAGCCACCCUGCGCGCUACCACUACCGUCAGCAGUAGCGACUAUAGCCUGGACACCAUGUUAUUCAGCCAUCGGACUGGGGAACUGGUACUCAGUCUCUGGAACACAGAGCAAAUGGGCUACCCUAAAGCGUGCUCUCAGCUGGUGGUGAUGAGCGGACCAGACUCGGUGGUGGACCAGUGGGGGGAGGGCAGAUACGGCGUAGACCGCGUCAGGACCAUGGUCUUCAGCCCUGAUGGCACUAAGCUUGCGACAGCCACAGCAGACGAAGACCUAAUAAUCUGGAAUUUCCUGCCUCCAGACAACAAACCAAGCAGAAAGACGAAACGGAGAAGAUUCUCCGCCAUCCCCACAUACAUCGACCAGAGCUUACAUGGCUUCUCCGUUCGAUGAUAUUUAGUUUACAGUGUAAUAGAUUAGAUUAGAUAUAUUUAUUUCUUAAAGAAAAAGACACAGUAUUUUACAAAAAAGGAUAAACUAUUUUUCACCUAAAGAGCGUCAACAUAGUCAUAGUCAUUCUAGAUAAUUUUUAACCCUCAGGAACUUCUCUAUAGUAAACGGUUUGUAUCAAUUUAAUUUCAUAUUUCAGGGAAUUUCUUCUAAGUACCUAAAUAUGAAAGUGUAACAAUUAAAUAUUAAUUUCAGUAACGAUCAAUAAGAGCAUUGAAAAGAACAUAACAGCAAUAUACAAUACAACAUACUUGUACAUACUUAUAUUUUAAUUGGCAGGGUUUAGUCUGGGACAAAAAUUUCUACUAAAAUAUUAAUUUUUGACUGUAUCUAUGAUAUAUUAUUAAUUCUACGCAUGUCUCAUUAUUAUAUUCUUUGAUAGAAUUUUUGAAAAUGUAAUUAUGUUAAUUAAAUAUGAUUUUAUCUUUGUUGAUGAUAAUGAAAUACACUUUAUGAA
Molecule: messenger RNA, 1942 nt
Organism: Cydia fagiglandana
Lineage: Eukaryota; Metazoa; Arthropoda; Insecta; Lepidoptera; Tortricidae
Product: protein cortex-like
Exons: 10
Coding region: 106-1428 (440 amino acids)
Biological process (GO): positive regulation of anaphase-promoting complex-dependent catabolic process; positive regulation of ubiquitin protein ligase activity; anaphase-promoting complex-dependent catabolic process
Cellular component (GO): anaphase-promoting complex
Molecular function (GO): anaphase-promoting complex binding; protein binding; ubiquitin ligase activator activity
Source: RefSeq, a predicted model, not a curated record